AUGGAAGAACGGAUUGAUAUUGGCAAGCCACGAUGGGACCAGGCCACAUUUGAAGGUCGCCUUCGCCAUUUUGCAUCCAUUACCGAUCCGCUUGCCGUAUUUUACCCUAAGAAAGAGCUGCUGGCCGCUCGAAAGCUUGUAUUCGAUUACAAGGCCGGAUCCGAGCCGGUAGGCACGAAAUUGGAAGAUGUGUACCGCGCGCAAAAGGUUUUUGGGACGGCUUUUCAUCCGGAUACCGGAGAAUUGCAGAAUCUACCCGGUCGGAUGUGUUUUAAUGUAUAUGGCGGAACGAUGCUUUGCGGUGCGAUGAUGAUUUGGUACAAAUCAACGCCAGCUGUCCUAUUCUGGCAAUGGGCGAACCAGUCUUUUAAUGCUUUGGUCAACUACACGAAUAGGAAUGCGAAGAGUUCCUUAUCAACAACUGACUUAGUCACAGCCUAUGCUGGGGCUGUCACUGGGGCCUUGGCGAUGGCUACUGGGUUGAAAGCCUAUUUUGCCAAACGCCAAGUCAGCACGAUCCUCCAAAGAUGGGUGCCGUUUUCGGCUGUUGCCGUUGCGAAUGCUAUCAAUAUCCCAAUGAUGCGUCAAAAUGAGCUUAAAAAUGGUGUUGUAUGUGAAGAUGAGCACGGGAAUGCCGUUGGUACUUCAAGACUAGCUGCCGUUAAGGGUAUUUCCCAAGUGAUUCUCUCAAGGAUCGUCAUCGUCGCCCCGACUAUGGUGGUAAUCCCUUUGAUCGUGGAGGGAUUAAACAAGAUUGCCUCAUUCCGGCGGAACUUGAAAUAUCUGAACAUACCAACACAGCUGGCGUUGACCUUUAUCAUUUACGGGGCGAUGGUUCCAGUGGGCUGUGCUGUAUACCCUCAGCGAAGCUCCAUCAAACUUGAAACCCUGAAAAAACUCGAACCCGAAGCCUACGACAAAAUGAAGACCAGUGGAUUGACGACGGUUUAUUUCAACAAAGGAUUG
This is a messenger RNA of Mesorhabditis spiculigera, 966 nucleotides long. NCBI's taxonomy places the organism in Eukaryota, Metazoa, Nematoda, Chromadorea, Rhabditida, Rhabditidae. The record is from the annotation of a GenBank genome assembly.